AUGGACUUUACUUUCAAGCCCACAAUGCCCACGACAACAUCUUCGCAUAUGGACAAUCAUCUCCACCUCACGCUUGGUGGCUUGAUCAGCCCUCGACUCGACCACUGCAUCUGCGGGUCCACACCUGCAGGUCGACAUGCAUGCCUUCAGCCUGCCUGCUGCGCGGCAUCAAAACUCUUCCCUGUUGGCUGCAGGCGCCUCGCUGUCUCUUGUCCUGCAUAUUUGGUCAUCUGCCCUCCAAGACCGCCUCCACAACCUGACAUGGGACUUUUCCCUUCCGUCAUGUUCACAGACAAUGGUCCCUCGACACGCCACCCCAUUUCUCGCCUGAGCUGCUGGGCGCGGAAAUAUCUGCUUAUUGUCAUGGGCAGUUCUCUGAACUGGCCCAUGUUAUGA
Messenger RNA from Beauveria bassiana ARSEF 2860, 396 nucleotides. RefSeq lists its product as uncharacterized. The record is from RefSeq and is a predicted model, not a curated record. The transcript has a single exon. The coding region runs from base 1 to 396 and encodes 131 amino acids. Lineage: Eukaryota; Fungi; Ascomycota; Sordariomycetes; Hypocreales; Cordycipitaceae.